AUGGCUGUUCUUUUCAAACUCUUUCUUCUUUCUUGCUUCGUUACUUCUGCUACUUCAUCCUUAGCUACCACUAGUCCCACCAAUGCAAAACCUAAGCGAUUGGUCACCAAACUCAUUCACCAUAACUCAAUUUACUCUCCAUACUACAACCCUAAGGACACCAUAGCAGGCCGAGCUAGACAUGCCAUAGACAGUUCAAAAGCUCGUUUUGACUACAUAUGGAAGAAGAUUCAAGGGAUUUCUCUAGACACAGAUGAUGUGCGCUCUGGCGUUAUUGCUGAGAGUAGGCGUACAGGGUUUCUGGCAAAUAUAUCCAUUGGUUCACCUCCUGUUCCACAGCUCCUAGUUAUGGACACAGGUAGUAGUCUAUCGUGGACUCAAUGUCGGCCUUGCACUCCCUGUUUUUUCCAAGCUCUUCCAAUUUUUAAUCCUCCCAAGUCUUCCACUUAUCGUUUAGUACCUUGUGAUUCUCCUAAUUGCAAUCGUCAAGUUCCCGGUAUUAUUUGUCGAGCUCCACGUUGCGGCUUUGAACUACGAUACGGUGAUGGCACCACUGUAUCUGGGUUUGUGAGCACUGAAAAGAUCACCUUUGAGACUUCUGAUGAAGGAAUAACAUCGGUACCCAAUUUAGUUUUUGGUUGUGGAACUAACGUGGUUAAUAAUCUGGGUACUUUGGGUGGCCAAACUAGUGGAUUACUUGGUCUUGGCGCUGAGGUGAUAUCAAUGGCGAAUCAACUGGGUUCUAAAUUCUCUUACUGCUUUGGAUCUAUAUGGGAUCCUCACUAUAUUCAUAAUCAAUUGAUUUUUGGAGAAGGAGCAAAAACAGAAGGCAUUACUACCUUUCUUGAUAUUAUUGGUAGCUUUUACUAUGUAAGGUUAGAGAGUAUCAGUGUGGGUGAGAAAAUGCUAGAUAUUUCGCCCCAAGUGUUUGAAUUGUAUGAAGACGGCACACGUGGAGUCAUUAUUGAUUCAGGGGCAACACUUACUUAUCUACCAAAAGCUGCGUUUGAUCCACUUAAAGAUGAAGUACUAAGUUUGAUGAAUGGCAUUGUAAAAUUCAUCGGAACGCAACAUUCAAGUCCUUGCUUCAAGGGGCUUAUUGAUCGUGACCUUGUUGGGUUUCCAGUAGUUACCUUUAACUUUGCAAAUGGGGUUGACUUGGCUUUAGAUGUAAAGAGCUUUUUUUACAUGGCAGGUCCAAACGCCUUUUGCAUGGCUAUGGCUCCGACUACUGAAGCCAACUUGACAAUAAUUGGAGUAAUGGCUCAACAAAGUUAUAAUAUUGCCUAUAAUCUUGCUCAGAGUUCAAUUUCUAUACAGCGGAUUGACUGUGCACUCUUAGAGUGA
Messenger RNA from Quercus robur (English oak), 1347 nucleotides. RefSeq names its product aspartic proteinase CDR1-like. The transcript has a single exon. Bases 1 to 1347 code for a protein of 448 amino acids. Lineage: Eukaryota; Viridiplantae; Streptophyta; Magnoliopsida; Fagales; Fagaceae. The record is from RefSeq and is a predicted model, not a curated record. Gene Ontology annotation, cellular component: extracellular region. Gene Ontology annotation, molecular function: aspartic-type endopeptidase activity. Gene Ontology annotation, biological process: proteolysis.